CCGACGCUACCGUGACGACAGCCAAUCACGGGGAUCGGACGGGCCUCGCGUGUCCGUUCUUCAUCUCUCCGCUGUUCUCAUUGGUCAGACUCUAAAAUAACUAGCCUAUCACAACUCAAGCUUGUGGCAGCCCUUAUAAAACUAUGCAUCAUACCCGCUGUCCUUUUUAUUGGUCGGUCGUGUUUACGCUAUAUCGGUGAUUGGCUCCCAUUUCUAUCGGCCGCAUCAGCUCCUUGUCUGAUUGGGUAGUGACGGUUUUGAAAGGGCGGGUAUCUUGAAUAUACGCACUGCAUUUAAAUCAAGGAGCAGGAAGAGUGUGUUUCGUGUUGUUGUUGCUGAAUAGGAUACAAUAUUAAUAAUUAAUAAUAACACUUAAUUGUAAUUCUUGCGGUGGGCAGAAUGUGGAUUUAACUAACGGCAAUCUGUGUGUAUUGAGAAUAUUACAUUAACAAGGAAUUGGGCGUGGAAAUAUAAAUACAGAAAUACAGACACUUUGACAAGAAAACACAAUUGCUCGACCCUCCGACCACGAUUUACAAUAUUGUUGUCAUGAAAGACGGUCUACACGAAACAGCGAUGGAGAGUGCAGAUCACCCCUACUGGCCUCGCUCCCUGUCUAUCCCGGGGUACCGGCCCAAUGACCGCAGCAUGGCUGAGAUCCUGACCUUCCUCUUCUCCGUGUCGGGGGCCCUGCUCCUGGGGACCUGGCUGCUGUCGGGCUGGGCUGGCCCGAGACUGGGCACGGGGCGCAGGCUGGUCCUGUGCUGGUUCUCGGUGUGUGGCUUCAUCCACGGAGUCAUCGAGGGCUGGUUCAGUCUCUUCCACCUUCAGAUCCCCGCGGACCAGCACUUCCUCUCCCAGCUCUGGAAGGAGUAUUCCAAAGGGGACAGCAGAUAUGUCAUUUCUGAUAACUUCACAGUGUGCAUGGAGACGAUCACAGCCUGGGCGUGGGGUCCUCUCAGUGUGUGGACGGUCUACGCCUUCCUUCAACACAAACACUAUCGCUUCGUGCUGCAGCUCAUCGUAUCGCUGGGUCAGCUCUAUGGGGAUGUGCUGUAUUUCUACACUGAGUAUCGGGAGGGUUUCACUCACAGUGAGAAGGGACACCCCCUGUAUUUCUGGUUCUACUUCGUCUUCAUGAACGCUCUCUGGAUUGUGAUCCCAGCUCUGCUCAUAGUGGACGCCUGGCACCACCUAGUGGCGGCGCAGAGCCAUGCGGACAAGUCCAAUGGGCCACGACAGAGGAACCACAUCGAUUAGAGACACGAGAACAACAGAAUGUGACAUCGUUUUCAAUUUUGCUUUUGAACCAAAUGCCACGGGGAUGGAAUUCAAACGCUUUCCUAUUGUUGACUUUGGAUAUCUCCUCCCCACUCAAUCACGACAUGUUGUUUCUCUAAAAAGGUGUGUGAUUCAUUACGGUAUUUUAGGAACCUGUAAUUUUUCUUUUCAUUAACAUCCUGACAACUUUUUACAUGUAUAACUGUGAAGUCUGUUUCAAAGCUCUUUUCAAAAUGCCCUCUCUAGUGCACGGAUAGUGUAAGGAUUAUUGUCCACAUUGUUAAACAGGUAACACAGGACUAACGAUCCAUGAUUAAUCACUCUUCCUG
Messenger RNA from Acipenser ruthenus (sterlet), 1610 nucleotides. RefSeq names its product 3-beta-hydroxysteroid-Delta(8),Delta(7)-isomerase-like. Gene Ontology annotation, molecular function: steroid Delta-isomerase activity; C-8 sterol isomerase activity; cholestenol delta-isomerase activity. The transcript has 6 exons. NCBI's taxonomy places the organism in Eukaryota, Metazoa, Chordata, Actinopteri, Acipenseriformes, Acipenseridae. Gene Ontology annotation, cellular component: endoplasmic reticulum; membrane. The coding region runs from base 550 to 1260 and encodes 236 amino acids. Gene Ontology annotation, biological process: cholesterol biosynthetic process. The record is from RefSeq and is a predicted model, not a curated record.